AUGAGCAUAAGUGGGACAAAAGAAACUAAAUUAAUAGUAAUUGGAGAAACAGGAAGUGGUAAAAGUUCUCUUGGUAACUUUAUCUUGAAGAAGAAAGUCAAUGUUUUUAAAGUUGGUGGUGGUGCUAAUUCAGUAACACAAGAAACAAGUGGGGUUUAUGGAGAAGGUGAUAGAAGGAAUGUAUUUGUUAUUGAUACACCUGGUUUUAAUGAUCCUAACGGUAAAGAAAAAGAGAAUGAUAAUGUUAAACAAAUGGUAAAAUAUAUUCAAUCACAAAGUGGAAUAAAAGCUAUUGUUAUAUGCUUAGAUAUUAAUAGUCCUCGAUUAUUAAAUAGUAUCAAAACAAUGAUUCAUAUUAUACAUGAUAUUUUUCCACUUUAUGAAUUUUGGGAACAUGUUUGUGUUGUAUGGACUAAAUGUUAUUAUUACACACCACAAAGCGUGGUUGAUAGAAUGAUUGAAUCUAAAAAGAAAAGCUUUAAAAACGAUUUGUUAAAAUUAGCCGAAGAAACAACUGGAGAUUCAAAUUUUGUUUUACCAAUGUAUUUUGUAGAUUCUGUCACAGAUGAACUAGUAGAUAACAGUAGGUCAGAGAAUGAAAUUAUAUCAAUGCUGAGUUGGGUACGUACUUUACCUUCUUUCAAAAUUAAAGAAGUAAAAAAUAUAAAAUUUCAUGAUACUUAUGUAGAAACGAAACAAGAAACAAAAGUGGUUGAAUUAAAACAUGAUUACAUGGAAUUAUCAAUCACUAAGAAGCAAAGAGAGAAAAGAGUUGGAUAUGAUGGAAGUAUUACUUACACAAAAUGGGUUGAUGUAAAGAAGAAAACCAAAAAUGAAAAAAUUCCAAAGAAUCUUGUUGGUGCUUCAAAAGAAGAUCUUCAACGGUUGAAAACAGAAAUUGGAGAUAGAAAGUUUGAGGGUGUAGUAGGUGGAGUUCUUAGUCGUGAUAAGUUGUUAUAA
Molecule: messenger RNA, 960 nt
Organism: Entamoeba nuttalli P19
Lineage: Eukaryota; Evosea; Mastigamoebida; Endamoebidae
Product: AIG1 family protein, putative
Exons: 1
Coding region: 1-960 (319 amino acids)
Molecular function (GO): GTP binding
Source: RefSeq, a predicted model, not a curated record